Molecule: messenger RNA, 3338 nt
Organism: Camellia sinensis
Lineage: Eukaryota; Viridiplantae; Streptophyta; Magnoliopsida; Ericales; Theaceae
Source: RefSeq, a predicted model, not a curated record
AGUCUUUUCUGAUUGAACUCCGUCUUCAGAACACAAACUUGAGAGAGAUAGCAGAGCACCGAAAUGGGGCUAUGGAAGCAGUAAACAAUUGACUGUUUGCUGAUCAAAAAAAUGUUUGAGUAUGCGAGAGAAGAAAGAGAAAGAGAAAGAGAAAGAGAAAGAGAAAGAAAGAUAGAGAGAUGGAAACAGCGAGAAGGAUUCGGGAGGGACAUGGGUGAAAAUUAUCGUGUCUUGGAGAAACUGAAUAAUCUAAUGAUCAGUAAGGCGUGCAAUUUGACCGCAGAUCAGAUAGAUCAUAUCGACUCCUUUUUCAAUCGGCUAAGAUUCCUAGCAAUCAUUCUCAAGGAUUUGGAAGAGAAGCUGCAGCUGCAGCUGCAGCUGCAGCACCUGCACCUGCUGCCGCACCUGCAGCUGUACUGUGAAGCUGAAAACCUGCCGAUGCAAAUUUAUGAUGUGAUCUGCAAGACAAGACAACUCAUCCAUUUUUUUGAUGUUCAAUUGGCACAAAUAUCAUGGAAGAGAUUAAGACGAUUGGUGAAAAACUGGUGCAAUUUUUUUGAUAUUUUAAUUGGCACAAAUAUCAUGGAAGAGAUUAAGACGAUCGAGGAGAAAGUGGUGCAGUUUUAUGACCAGAUAAAUCAGAUCCAACUCCUACAAGAUCAUAAAGAUUUCAAUGAUGGAGUCCAUUCGUCAAUGUCAAUGGAGAACAGAACCAUGCUAGAUGAAGAAAUUACAGUGGGCUUUGAUGAUGAGGCGUUGACUAUAAAAGAGCUACUUGCUGGAGGGAAGAAGCAGCUACAACUUAUAUCAAUUGUUGGGAUGCCUGGACUCGGUAAGACUACUUUAGCCACAAAACUGUACAAUGAUCCUUACAUCACACACUACUUUCAUAUUCGUGCAUGGACCUAUGCUUCUCAAUUACCCAGAAAAACAGUUAUGUUGUUGGACAUUUUAAGUUCUGUUAAUGUCGUCUUUACCGAUGAAUUUAAAAACAUGACCAAUGAGAAGCUAGGCGAAAAGUUGUACAAGCAAUUAAAAGGCAAGACAUAUCUCAUUGUCAUUGAUGAUUUAUGGGAUAUUGGUGCCUGGGUCGAUCUUAAAAUGUAUUUCCCCAAUGACAACAAUGGAAGUAGAGUAAUGUUCACUAGUCGGCUCAAAGAGUUGUCUAUGCAUGCCUCACCUGAUUGCCAUCCUCAUUGUCUGCGUUUUCUCACUGAAGAAGAGAGUUGGGAGUUAUUACAACGGAAGGUGUUUCAAAAUGAAUGUUGCCCUCCAGAACUGAUUGGAAUUGGGAAGCAAAUAAUGAAAAAAUGUGAAGGGCUUCCACUUGCAAUUGUUAUAAUAGCAGGACUUCUUGCAAAGAACAUCAAGACACCAUAGUCGUGGAAACAAGUUGCCCAAAGUGUAAGCUCAUACAUUGUUAGUGAUCCAAACCAGUACUUGGACAUGCUAGCACUAAGUUACAAUCACUUGCCUCACCACUUGAAACCAUGCUUUCUCUGUUUAGGAGCAUUUCCAGAAGACGAAAAAAUCCCGGUGCAGAAGUUAAUUUGUUUGUGGGUAGCUGAGGGGUUUAUACAAAAAAUUGGGCAGAGAAGCUUGGAGGAAGUAGCAGAGGAUUACUUAAUGGAUCUAAUUCAGAGAAGUCUGGUAAUUGUUGCUCAAAAAAGGUUUGAUGGUCGUAUUAAAGCAUGUCGUAUGCAUGAUUUGUUGCGUGAUUUAUGCUUGAAGAAAGCCAGCGAAAUUAAUUUCCUACGGUGGACUCACAAAUAUAAAGACGCUUCUCCUUCUUCUUCAAGUAAUUAUGAAACAAAUAACCAGCGCCGCCUGUGCAUCCUUCCUUACUUCGAACUAAGAUUUGAUCAUAUUCUCUUUCAGUCUUAUUCCCCAACAGUUGGUCAUUUAUUAUCAUUGUGCGACAGAAAAGAGUUUGGGAACAAAAUUAGUCACGACGACGAUCUGUUUGGUGAUAUGUGCUCGUUUAUUUGUCGGACCUUCAAACUUCUUAGAGUGUUGGAAAUAUGCUAUUAUAAUGCCAUCUUUCCAAGAGAAUUAACACAACUUGUUCAUUUGAGGUAUUUGGCAAUUAAUUUGAAAUAUUCCUGUGAAUUACCACCAUCAAUAUCCAAUCUCUCAAACCUAGAAACACUUAUUAUUAUUUCUACAAAAAUGGAGUGAGGUUAUUCUGCCAUGCAAUGUUUGGAAUAUUACAAAAUUGAGGCAUCUUUAUGCUAAAGGAGGAGCAAAAUAUGAUGGGUCUUUUUGUUCUGAAGAAGCAGUAACAAAUCACAACCAUCCCUCUAUAUUAGAAAACCUACGAACCAUCGCAAACGUAAACCCCUGUGGACAUGUUCAGGAUUUAUUGGCAAGAACUCCUUUUCUUACAAAGCUGGGACUUUGUGGACAUCUGUUGUCAGAUUCAGGGAAUUUGAUGUUUCUUAAUCUAGAAUUUUUAAGACACCUUGAGACUUUGAAGCUACUGAAUGAGUUCUCAUACCCAACCAAUUUCCGAGAGGUCAAGUUUCCUACAAAUGUUAAAAGGCUAACCUUGAAAUGUACAAAGAUAAAGUGGGAGGAUAUAUCAAUCCUUGGGAUGUUGUUACCCAACCUUGAGCUUCUCAAAUUAGAAAAUAGUGCUGGUUGGGGAUGGCAAUGGGCAACAACUGAUGUUGGGUUUCCUCGACUCAAAUUCUUGAAACUGAAGGACUACAAUGUUAAGCAAUGGAUCACCUGCUCUAGUCACUUUCCAAGCCUUCAACACUUGUUGUUGGACGGGUGUAUAUCUCUUGAGGAAAUACCAUCUAGUUUGGGGGAUAUACUCACUCUGCAGAUGAUUGAGGUAAACUAUUGUCGCUUCACUGUUGUGGAAUCUGUCAGGAAAAUUAAGGAAGAGCACGAGAGCAACGGAAAUUGUUGGCCCAAAGUGCUGAUUAGGAAAUCUGCGUUGGACCUUCAAGUCAAAGUGUAAAGAUACAACUUGUAAAGGAUGAAGAUUGUCUUGCUAUGGCUUCCCUUCCUUGCUCUAAAUCAAACAGAAAUGGUGUUUUCAAAGGUGCUGUCAGAGAAAAUAUACCAAUUAGAGAUCGAGUGUUUGAUUGUACCAAAAAUUGUUAGUUAAUGUGCUUGUAUGUAAUAUAACUGUUUGUGAGUGCUUAUCUGUAAUAUAUAACUUCUGUUUGUGAGGAAAUUGUUGGAGUAUUAUUUCAUAGCUUGUUUACUAUCAAAAUAUAAAAUAGGAGUAGAGUUUGGGACUCCAAAUUUACAUGGUUUAAGCAGAUUUAGGUGUUUGGUAUGGCCAGCCACUUCAACUGGGAGGGACAGGGCAUUUGAGUUGACAA